This is a messenger RNA of Selaginella moellendorffii, 680 nucleotides long. Its product is annotated as RNA 3'-terminal phosphate cyclase-like protein. The record is from RefSeq and is a predicted model, not a curated record. Gene Ontology annotation, biological process: endonucleolytic cleavage of tricistronic rRNA transcript (SSU-rRNA, 5.8S rRNA, LSU-rRNA). Gene Ontology annotation, molecular function: RNA endonuclease activity. The transcript has 2 exons. NCBI's taxonomy places the organism in Eukaryota, Viridiplantae, Streptophyta, Lycopodiopsida, Selaginellales, Selaginellaceae. Gene Ontology annotation, cellular component: nucleolus. Bases 12 to 461 code for a protein of 149 amino acids.
UCGAAUGUGGCAUGCUAAAUCGCUUGCUCCCUGACAUGUACAUCUUUACUGAUCACUACACUGGUUCGGAGUCCGGGAAAUCUCCGGGAUAUGGGAUCUCAUUGGUGGCAGAAACGACCACUGGCUGCAUUUUAAGCUCCGAGUGCGCGGCUACGCAUUCAGGAGCAUCCAAGCUCCAGCUUCCAGAGGACCUGGGGACGCAAGCAGCCAUGUCCUUGCUACAGGAGAUAAAGCUGGGAGGAGUUGUCAAUUCAACUCACCAAGUAUUUAUCUGUGAAGCUGGAAAGGAGAGAAGGCGAUCUCACAAACUUUCCUGUUUGCCAUACAGGGGUUGCUGUUCCCGACCAUCAAAGAAUUCUUGGGAGUACAGUUUAGUAUCAAGCCUGACCCAAAUCAGUUAUAUGGAACUUUUUCUAGAAGCCAUCGGUCUUUUCCAGCAGCAGUGCGUCCACUCUCCUUGAUGUGCACAGCAAUUCGAGCUGCGGCCUCAAACUCCAGCCAGCCAUCCACGACGAUCAUCUGCCUCUCAUUGUCAUCAUCUACUGAUGCUCCCACUGAAGAUAAGAAGCUGGAAUAUAUUUUGGACGCCUUCAUCGAGCGAAAUAGUUAUUGUGAGUUUUGCAUGUGCCUAAUGACGUGGCAAUAAUUAAGCAGGCCUUUGGGCCAACGGUUGUGAUUAA